Messenger RNA from Candidula unifasciata, 2079 nucleotides. The record is from the annotation of a GenBank genome assembly. NCBI's taxonomy places the organism in Eukaryota, Metazoa, Mollusca, Gastropoda, Stylommatophora, Geomitridae.
AUGAAUUUAGCGGAUAUUCUGAAAGACAUUGGAAACGAGGGAGUGUUUCAGGUGAUUGCUCUUCUGACCCUGGCGAUGCCGAAGCUGCCGAUGCAGUGGAGUAUGACAGUGAUGUCUUAUGCUGCAUACGAGCCCGAGUGGUGUUGCGUGCCUCAGGAUAUACGGGUGGACAAGAACUGUAACGCCCAACCGUCUUAUAAGUCGACUUACGGAAACUGUGACCUCAACUCUACAGUUUGUUCCAGGAAGGUGUUUCUGGCCAGCGAUGAUGCUUCUACGGCCGUCACAGAGUGGGACCUGGUUUGCGAAAAACAGUGGAUAGUGUCAUCGCUGUCGGCCAUCCAGAUGGGCGGUGUCAUGGUCGGAGCACUGGUCAGCGGGUUUCUGUCGGACGUCUUCGGACGAAAGAAGGUUCACUUCUUGUCCAUCCUGGUCCACGCUUUGCUGAACCUGGGAGCCGGCUUUUCCAACUCCUGGCAGUUAUUUGCUGUGUUCAGAUUCUUCAUUGGAGGAGCCAUCGGAUCCUAUCUAGUUGUACACGUACCGUACAUCUUAGAGUUUGUGUCCCCUAGAUGGAGAGUGAUUCCUGCUUCUCUGCCCUUUGCUGCACUAGGCGCCUCCUUACUUCCAAUGGCUGCUUGGCUGUUGCCGGACUGGAGAUGGAUGCAUUUUAUCUGUGCCAUUUUGUGUGCACCAUUCCUUAUUGGAUAUUUUUUUCUCCCAGAGAGUAUGAGAUGGCUGACUGUCAAGGGCAGGGUAGAAGAUGCUGCCAAGGUCAUUGAACAGAUUGCCAGAAUAAACAAGAAGCAAUACAACGCAGACAAGUGUUUUAAGAAAAUACAGAAAAUAGCCCAGAAAGAGAAAGAACUGGUGGAGAAGGGUAAAAAGUAUUCUUAUCUGGAUGUGUACAGAGGCUGGAAGAUGGCUCGGCUCACACUGACGUUACAGUUUGUAUGGUUCACCACCUCUCUUGUUGGCUAUGGAAUCAUCCUGGGCAUUUCAGAACUUGCUGGAAAUGUCUACCUGAACAUGUUCCUGGUGGAGGCGGUGGAGAUACCUUUCAUUGUAGCCACUUAUUAUUUCAGCAACCGCAUCGGUAGAAGAAUCACAGCGCUGGUUUACUUUAUUCUGUGUACACUUACUGCACUCGCCGCCCUUAUAUUCCACUUGACACCCAGCAUGCCUUACAGAGAAACCGCCAUAACAGUGAUGUGUAUUUGUUGUCGAUCAUUUGUGUCAGCGGCUGCUGCUGUCUUCAUUGUUGUUUCAACCGAAGUCUAUCCAACUGUGAUCAGAACUCUGGGAUAUGGGGCUGCCAACACAGCGGCCAAAAUCGGUGGAGUAUUAGCUCCCUUUCUCAUCAACAUGGACACAAUCCCAACUGUCUCGUAUUCAGUGAUAUUUGGAACAUGUCUGCUGUGUGUGGCUGCAGUGCUGUCUCUUAGUGAAACCAAGAACAUGCAGAUGGAAGACACACUAGUGAAGGCCGGCUCUAAAGCCAGUCUCCUGUCGUCACUUAGUGUCUCUUCAGAGACAACCCGAGGUAAACGACGACGAUCAAGUGCGCAGACUCGACUCAUUAUUGACAUCGACACAGAUCUUAUCCAUCAUCGGUCGUAUUCUGAGUAUGAUGACGAGGAUGAUGAUGAUGAAACUGAUGACACUGGUCUUGUUAAGGAGCAGGAGAAAGUAAAGGAAAAUUCUGCACUGCUGCAUCAGCGACACAAAAUGUAUGAUCCAGCUCUGGCUUCUUCUGGUCAGCCAGAGGUACAAGAAAUUGAAAGUCUCAGGAAUACAGUAACUGACACACAGACACUUAAUGACAAUAUUUACCAGUCGGACAUCGGUAGAACAAGUAAUGAUAGCGUUUUUAUUGGAGGUCCCGUAGCAGAGACUGUGACAGAAAUACAGCAGAGUAAAGCAGCUCAGAAACCGGAUGUUGCAUUGAGCAGUGUAGACGAACGUGGGGUUGCAGAAACACACGUACAUAGAACAGUGAAUGCUGGUGCUGUAAAAAGUGAUCCAAGCAUAAGAGAUGGCAGAGACAAGAAUAAUGCUAAAUUUGUGCAAGAAUAUUAG